This is a messenger RNA of Symbiodinium sp. CCMP2456, 762 nucleotides long. The record is from the annotation of a GenBank genome assembly. Lineage: Eukaryota; Dinophyceae; Suessiales; Symbiodiniaceae.
GAUGACGAGAACUCUUCCCGUUUUUGGAAGCUCGAUUUGGAACGUGCUCACUUCCGGCAAGAGAUGUGUUCAUGGGCAGCCAUCAGGGAUACCCUUCGGUUUGCAUUCUGGCUCUCCGUUGGCUUCGGUUUAGAUUGGUGCAUGGACAUCCUUGCGGAUAAAGACCACUCUGGUUUCAUAGAAGAGAUUCAGUCUCUCUGGCUCCUGAUUACACUCGGUGGUACCAUCGUGGCUUUUUACUACCGCAACUGGUGGAUUCUGGGUGUCUGCGUGGGAGGCGAUAUCUGUCUCUUGAGCAGGGAUUUGCUUUAUCAUCGGCACUGGCAGCAGUGUGUCAACGAGUAUGUGGAGGUUUCAUACACCGUGAACCAGAUUUUCGCUUUGUUCCUCGGCCCGUUCGUGGCUUGGUGGUUUGUGGUGACAUCCCGCGCCUUGGACCGGCUCUAUGAGUUCGUUCCGCGAACUGCGGAUAUCAAGAACGUAAACACGAGCCGCGAUGGCUUCUUGCACUUUCUUUUUGGCAGGGACCCGGCGAAAGAAGGUAUAUUCGGCUUCACGGCCAAUGUCCUCAAGCCACUGCUUCAAUUGAAAAUCAGAAGGGAGUAUGAGCAGCAGCCGCAGUUGGCGAGAGUGCCCUUGGAGGUUGACUUCUACAAGGAGUACGCGUCAAAGAAGGUUCGGCAGCCAUCGGCACCCGAUUGUCUGGAAGGGUCUUCCUCGGAGUCGGACCUCGACCCCGAAGAAGCCCUGGGUGGCGUACAG